CGGGGCGGUCGCCGCUGGCGAUGCUGCAAGAAACUUCUUAAAUGACCGCGUCCCGCUGCCCCGCCGAGCGUUUCUGGGUUGGGGAGAGGAAAGGAAAGUGGAAAAAAACUGAGAACUUCCUGAUCCCUCUCGCUGGGAGACAUGUCUGAGACUCCUGCUCAGUGUAGCAUUAAGGAACGAAUUUCAUAUACACCUCCAGAGAGCCCAGUGGCGAGCUACGCUUCCUCGACUCCGCUUCAUGUUCCAGUGCCUCGAGCGCUCAGGAUGGAGGAAGACUCGAUCCGCCUGCCAGCGCAUCUGCGCUUGCAGCCAAUUUACUGGAGCAGAGAUGACGUAGCCCAGUGGCUCAAGUGGGCUGAAAAUGAGUUUUCUUUGAGGCCCAUUGACAGCAACACAUUCGAAAUGAACGGCAAGGCGCUCCUGCUGCUGACCAAAGAGGACUUCCGCUACCGAUCGCCUCAUUCAGGCGAUGUGCUCUAUGAACUCCUUCAGCAUAUUCUGAAGCAGAGGAAACCUCGCAUUCUCUACUCAUCAUUCUUCCACCCCGGAAACUCCAUUCACACGCAGCCUGAGGUCCUGCUACAUCAGAACCACGAAGAAGAUAACUGUGUCCAGAGGACGCCCAGGCCAUCCAUGGAGAGCAUGCACCACAACCCUCCCACCAUUGAACUCUUACACCGCCCUAGGUCACCCAUCACCACAAAUCACCGACCUUCUCCAGACCCCGAGCAGCGGCCCCUGCGGUCCCCCCUGGACAACAUGAUCCGCCACCUCUCCCCAGCGGAGAGGGCCCAGGGGCCAAGACUCCAGCAGGAAAACAACCACCAGGAGUCCUACCCCCUGUCAGUGUCUCCCAUGGAGAAUAAUCACUGCCCACCACCCUCCGAAUCCCACCCAAAGCCCUCUAGCCCCCGGCAGGAGAGCACUCGAGUGAUCCAGCUGAUGCCCAGCCCCAUCAUGCACCCCUUGAUCCUGAACCCCCGGCAUUCGGUGGAUUUCAAACAGUCCCGGCUCUCCGAGGAUGGGCUGCAUAGGGAAGGGAAGCCCAUCAACCUGUCUCAUCGGGAGGACCUGGCUUACAUGAACCACAUCAUGGUCUCUGUGUCCCCGCCUGAAGAACAUGCCAUGCCCAUUGGGAGAAUAGCAGACUGUAGGCUGCUCUGGGAUUACGUCUAUCAGUUGCUCUCUGACAGCCGGUACGAAAACUUUAUCCGAUGGGAGGACAAAGAAUCCAAAAUAUUCCGGAUAGUGGAUCCCAACGGACUGGCUCGACUGUGGGGAAACCAUAAGAACAGAACAAACAUGACCUAUGAGAAAAUGUCCAGAGCUCUGCGCCACUACUACAAACUAAACAUCAUCAGGAAGGAGCCUGGACAAAGGCUUUUGUUCAGGUUCAUGAAAACCCCAGAUGAAAUUAUGAGUGGCCGGACAGACCGUCUGGAACACCUUGAGUCUCAGGAGCUUGAUGAACAAAUAUACCAAGAAGACGAAUGUUGAGGGGACCCACCACCGCCACAGGCUGACCUCGAGGGGAAUCUGCCCACAGGGACUGCUGGAGGCCUGGCGGAUUGGGAGGGGGAUGGUUGAAAUGGAAGAGACCCAGAAAUGGCAGGAACACUUCCCUUGCAGACCAAGAGGGACCUGGAGCACCUUAGACAAACCACCCAGCAAAGGCGGGGCUGGAAUCCUGGCGGAGGACAUGACUCACCUGUCACUCUAGUUGCUUCUCCUUUGGGGUCUCCACCUGUAACUCCUUACCCUGCACCUGUUGUUAGUCUCAUGGUGUUUCUGUUUUUGUUGUUUUAAGACCAUGCAGUUUGACUAUUCAUUGUUCAUUCAGGGGAAGACAUCACACGUUGUUUUCCUAUGGAAAUAUAUAUCUAUUAUAUAU
Messenger RNA from Nannospalax galili (Upper Galilee mountains blind mole rat), 1891 nucleotides. RefSeq names its product ETS variant 6 (gene Etv6). Gene Ontology annotation, molecular function: DNA-binding transcription factor activity, RNA polymerase II-specific; sequence-specific DNA binding. Gene Ontology annotation, biological process: regulation of transcription by RNA polymerase II; cell differentiation. The transcript is spliced from 8 exons. The record is from RefSeq and is a predicted model, not a curated record. Lineage: Eukaryota; Metazoa; Chordata; Mammalia; Rodentia; Spalacidae. The coding region runs from base 142 to 1497 and encodes 451 amino acids. Gene Ontology annotation, cellular component: nucleus.